GCUGCUGGGCAGGGCCACGUGCGCUUGACGCCCUUGAUUUUCCCCCCCUGCCAUCCCUUGGAGUGGGCUUCAAGCACCCACCAGCCUGGAGCAGGGCAUGAGCCAGUGCCAUAUCGCGGAACUCUAGGCUGGAGAACCAGCCUCAAAGGCAUUAUGGAAUAACAUCUCCAAUUAGCUUGGCUCCUCCUAAGGAAAUAGAUUAUAUUCACACACAGAAAUUAACUGAAGCAAUGAAGCCAUUUGGAGUAUUCGAAGAUGAAGAAGAGCUAAAUCAUAGGCUAGCUGUUCUUGAUAAAUUGAAUAACUUAGUCAAAGAAUGGAUUUUGGAACUUGGUGAGAGUAAGAAUCUUCCACCUUCAGUUGUAGCAAAUGUUGGUGGCAAAAUUUUCACAUUUGGUUCCUAUAGGCUUGGAGUACAUACCAAAGGAGCUGACAUAGAUGCCCUUUGUGUUGCUCCUAGACAUGUGGAAAGAUCAGAUUUCUUUCAGUCGUUUUUUGAAAAAUUAAAACAUCAGGAUGGAAUCAGAAAUUUAAGAGCAGUAGAAGAUGCAUAUGUACCAGUUGUCAAGUUUGAAUUUGAAGGUAUUGAGAUUGAUCUUGUGUUUGCAAGAUUGGCUAUACAGACUGUGUCUGAUAACUUGGAUCUUAGAGAUGAUUCACGCCUGAGGAGUCUGGAUAUAAGAUGUAUACGGAGCUUAAAUGGUUGCAGAGUUACUGAUGAAAUUCUCCAUUUAGUGCCAAACAAGGAGAACUUUCGGCUAACACUUAGAGCAAUCAAACUGUGGGCAAAACGUCGCGGAAUUUAUUCCAAUGUGCUGGGAUUUCUUGGUGGUGUUUCUUGGGCAAUGUUGGUAGCAAGGACAUGUCAGUUAUAUCCAAAUGCAUUGGCAUCUACUCUAGUUAACAAAUUCUUCCUAGUUUUUUCAAAAUGGGAAUGGCCCAAUCCUGUGUUGCUGAAACAACCUGAAGAUAGCAAUCUAAAUUUACCAGUCUGGGACCCUAGGGUAAACCCAUCUGACAGAUACCAUCUAAUGCCUGUAAUCACACCAGCCUAUCCACAGCAGAACUCAACAUAUAAUGUGUCUACGUCAACAAGAGCAGUCAUGGAAGAGGAGUUCAAACAUGGUCUUGCUGUCACGAAUGAAAUUCUCCAAGGAAAAUCAGAUUGGCCAAAGCUCCUUGAACCGCCAAACUUCUUUCAAAAAUAUAAGCAUUACAUUGUGUUGACUGCUAGCGCCUCUACUGAAGAGCAUCAUUUAGAAUGGGUUGGUCUGGUUGAAUCUAAAAUCCGUGUACUUGUUGGAAACUUGGAGAGGAAUGAAUUUAUCAAUAUUGCACAUGUAAAUCCGCAGUCUUUUCCUGGCAACAAAGAACAAUAUAAAGAGAGUGACUAUGUAUCAAUGUGGUUCCUUGGAAUCAUUUUUAGGAAAGUGGAGAAUGCAGAAAGCGUUAGUAUUGAUUUAACAUAUGAUAUACAGUCAUUCACAGAUACAGUUUACAGGCAGGCAAAUAAUAUCAACAUGCUAAAAGAAGGCAUGAAGAUUGAAGCAACUCAUGUAAAGAGAAAGCAACUUCACUAUUAUUUGCCUGUGGAAAUUUUACAGAAAAGGAAGAAGAGCAUACCAGACAUCAGUCGAAAUGCUGGCAGCCUUCAGUCCAAAAGGAUCUGUUUGGACAGUUCCAGAGAUGUAGAUACAGGGACACCAUAUUGUUCUCCUUCACUAAGCAAGAUAAUUAAGUUGGACAAAGCAGCAGAAACCGACAGCAGUACUGUAGUCCAGAGAGCCAGUGUUGCUACCAGUAGAGAGAAGCCAGAUGUAUCUGCAUCAGUACCUGUUAAAGGAUCGUCCAUUCCAGUUAUUGCUUCAAAGAGGGAGACUACAGUCACCAUAAAAGUCACAUCUCCAGCUGGCUGCACUAUUCCUACAGUAGUAGGACGAAAUGUGAUUCCUCGACUUGUUGCACCUCAAGUUGCCCGAAGCCAACAGCAUCUAAAUGGCAUUUCAACAAUGAACGAUAAAAGUGCUGCACCUAAGAGACCUCACUCGCCUUCGUCAGAAGAAUGCCCCAAACGACUGAAGGACAGAGAAAAGUUAAUUGGAUUGGACUUGGCAUUCAGAAGCCUUGGCAAUCCUCAGGAGGAUGCAAGGAGAGAAUCUACAGGAAAAAAUGAUGAGCUUGGAGGGGAAUUCAUGCCUAUUCCAACUAUCAGCACAUCAAGAUCACAGAGACUUCCCAGUAGAGAAUUACCUGACUUAUCCUCUCCUGUUCCUACAAAUAACGUUCGCAUCAUUAAAAAGUCCAUCAGACUAACACUUAACCGGUGAUUGCUGUGCCUCUUCAGUAUGCAGAUGAAUCAUUAAUGAAUGAGAUGGCAAGGAUGUGGAGGAAGAACUGGAAAGAAAUAAGCAUUUUUGUAAGGUUCUUGCUUUCUUAUUGUAUGCACAUAAACUUGGAGAACAAAGUUCAGUUUAGAAGAACUUUAAUAUUUUUUUUAAGCUUUUAAGAUUUUUAUGCUAGGUUUCAGUGUGCUUCAUGCAUGUUAGAUUUAAGAAAUGUUUAUAAAAUGGUAUUGGGAUCCCAUAAUUUUAUCUUGGCUUCCUGAUUUUUAAAAUUUUAUUAGUCCAACAAGGUGGUUCUCUCCAGCUGUUAGCUUCCCUAGUAUUUGAAUUAAAGUAUUCUCUGACCUGCUGAUCAGCAACUUGACUUUCAUCUGUCUUGUAGAAGUUUCAACUAUAUACCUUUUUUAUUAAAUCAAGAAAUAAUCACAGAGCCUACAAGUAUUUUUAGUAAUCUUCCAAAUAGAACCAUGCUUCCAAGUAACUUCAUCAGUAUAGCUACCUCAGCUUUUUUGUAAUGUUUUUAAAUUGUCAAAUCUGUGUGAAAUAGGAUGUGUAUUGUACAACAAACAUCUGGCUUUCAAUCUGAAAAACAACUGAAGAUUCAUGAAUCUGAAGAAAUUACAAGUAAUUUCAAGGUGACUAAGACAAACUGCAAAGGAAAUAUAAAACCUAGUGUCCCAUGAUCUCCUCAUGGAAAAAUUGGCCAACUGCGGCCUUGGCCACAUCACAGUCCGAUGGGUGGGGAACUGGCUCCAAGGUCAGACCCAGAGAGUGGUAAUUGAUGGAAGGAAAACAUCCUGGUGCACUGUGACCAGUGGAGUUCUCCAAGGCUCCAUCCUUCGGCCUAUGCUCUUUAGCAUCUUUAUUAAUGAUGUAGACAUUGGUAUCGGAAGCAGACUGGUCAAGUUUGCCAAUGACACCAAACUUUGGGGUAAAGUGUCCACCCC
Messenger RNA from Alligator sinensis (Chinese alligator), 3289 nucleotides. It is a transcript of the gene PAPOLG, whose product is annotated as poly(A) polymerase gamma. The record is from RefSeq and is a predicted model, not a curated record. The transcript has 23 exons. Gene Ontology annotation, cellular component: nucleus. The coding region runs from base 231 to 2327 and encodes 698 amino acids. Lineage: Eukaryota; Metazoa; Chordata; Crocodylia; Alligatoridae. Gene Ontology annotation, molecular function: RNA binding; poly(A) RNA polymerase activity.